GAUGUUCCUCAGCUCUAUUUUGUUUCGGUUUAUUGCCUUGAUUUGUUUUUAACGUAAACAUACAUUUAAUAUAUAAUAGAUAAUAUGGGUUUCCUGUUUAUACUCAGUUGGAUAUCAUUAGGCAUACAGAUCACAUUCAUCACUCUGUCCAUAGUGGCUGGUCUUUAUUAUCUGGCCGAGCUAGCGGAGGAGUACACAACACCAGCACGCAAAGUAAUAUUAUUCAUGAUCAGCUUCACCAUAUUUGUUUACAUCAUGCUGAUGGCCUUUGAGGAUUUCCCUUGGACAAUGCUGCUAUGUGGCUUCUUGGCUCAAGGUUUCCAUUUAAGCAUAAUGGGUGGGUUUCCCUUUAUCCGACUGAUGUCGGUGCCUUUCAUUGGCUCCCUAAUCAUGUUGGUGAUCAAUCAUGCAUUGGCAUUUCAGUACUUCACCAGCGUCUAUGUGCCUUUUACCCAGGUUCUGGCCUAUUUCACCAUUUGCAUGUGGAUGGUGCCGUUUGGCCUUUUUGUUUCGUUAAGCGCCAACGACAGUGUUUUGCCCACUGUCAAUGAGCAGAGUCGUCUGGGCAGUCCAGAUGUGGUUAGCAAUUACUUCUCGAGGAAUAAAAAGCAGGGAUUACUGUCGCUAUUCAAUUAUAUGAAGGAGACAUUGCUGCCGGGACGCAGCAAGAAAUCAUUUUGAUGUCCAUGGAUAGCUAUUUCAAGUAGUUCCUUUAUGUAAAUUAUUUAUUUUUAAUACCAGGAGAAGACUAACAAAUGACAAACGUAUGAAUUAAUAACGAUAAAAUUUUAGAAUUCA
This is a messenger RNA of Drosophila willistoni, 798 nucleotides long. RefSeq names its product protein TEX261. The record is from RefSeq and is a predicted model, not a curated record. NCBI's taxonomy places the organism in Eukaryota, Metazoa, Arthropoda, Insecta, Diptera, Drosophilidae. The transcript has 3 exons. Gene Ontology annotation, cellular component: Golgi membrane; COPII-coated ER to Golgi transport vesicle; endoplasmic reticulum membrane. Gene Ontology annotation, molecular function: COPII receptor activity. Gene Ontology annotation, biological process: endoplasmic reticulum to Golgi vesicle-mediated transport. Bases 85 to 681 code for a protein of 198 amino acids.